UUUUGUGAAUCAUCAUCCAGUGCACUAGUGCAGUUCAUUCUGAGAUUUCGAUGGUGGACGUGACUGUGAAUCUAAUUAAGUUAAUUAUCAACUCACAAUUCGCAUGACGUGGUGUUUUUUUGGAUGUGAAAUUUAAUGCUGAUCAUAUCAUAAAAUUCGACAAGAAUCAUCACACCUAUUCUGCUACAAAGAUGAGCCAGUCAAACCCCUCCGUUGUAUUACCUACCAAAUCAAAAACUUCAAUUCCCGAUUGGUUUUGUAUCACUUCCGGCAUAUGGCGAAAAACCUCAUUCUUGUGGACAAUCAAAGAUUUUAAAGAAUAUCACUGUGAAGUUAACAAAUUGCUCAAGUCAUCAAGCUUCUUCAGCAAUACAGAUCCCGAAUAUGAAUGGUACUUGACCAUUGUUGAAGCUGAAGAGUAUUUCGGAUUAUUUUUGAAUCUUGACAGGGGGGUGAAUGACAAUAACAAUGAAGUAUUCGUCAACAUGACGAUGUGUUUACGAGAUGUAGAAGGAAAUGAAGCACUUGGUCGUCAACAAACCCGAGCGAAAUUCACAGUGGGCAAUGAUCGACACGGAUAUCCGAAUUUUGUUUCAAAGAAGGCAUUAUUCGAUCCUGAUCCGAACAACAAAUUUCUCAUUGAAGACAAACUAACAGUUUUCUGUGAAUUGAAGUUUGCUAAAAUGGAAGGCAACGAUGAUUAUUUACGGCGGAGGCCUGAAGUGAACGUGACAAUUUCUGACAAUGCACUAAAAGGAUUAGAACGUAUGUUGCAUAAUCAAACUUUUGUAGAUGUAACAUUUGUAGUAGAUGGCAAGAAUUUCGGUGCUCACAAAAGUAUUUUAGCAUCGCGUAGCCCCGUUUUUGAGGCCAUGUUCAUACACGAUAUGCAAGAAAAUAGAUCUAACGAAGUUAACAUCUCGGACAUCCGUUCUGAAGUAUUCGACGCAUUUUUACAGUACAUGUAUACUGACAAAACUCCAAAUUGCAAACUGGUGACAGAGUUAUUCGUAGUUGCUGACAAAUAUCAAGUUGAAGGUCUACAGGUGCUCUGUGAAGAAAUUAUAUUGAAGGAAUUAUCGCCAGGAAAUGCGAUCGAUUUGUUAUUAUUUGCUGAUCUUCAUAGGGCAAAACGAUUGCUAAAGCAAGUUGCAUUUUAUAUCAAAAUAAGUCCUAUCAACCUUAUGGCAACCCAGUCAUGGAAAAAUGCGAUUUUGACACGUCCUAAUCUAUUUGAGAUUGUGAAUGGAGUAUGUGAUAUUAAGUGUCCUAUUGGAUCAUCAGAGGUUCAAUUGACCUCAGAUGUUCAACACUAUGUCCGUCCAACAAAAAAAUGAAAUUGAUAGACACCUAGAAACCUACCUAGGUACUCGUACCUACUUGAAUCGUUCUGUAAUAGGCUAGGGUACUUUUUGUAACUUAUACCUUGUGUUGUUUAAUUCAUUCAAUUAAGUAAAUUCUUAGUUAUAGUCAUUGAUGUAGGUGUGGAAUAAUAAUAUUAAAAAAUUGGGAGUUUU
This is a messenger RNA of Planococcus citri (citrus mealybug), 1517 nucleotides long. RefSeq names its product speckle-type POZ protein-like. The transcript has 2 exons. Gene Ontology annotation, biological process: regulation of proteolysis; proteasome-mediated ubiquitin-dependent protein catabolic process. Gene Ontology annotation, cellular component: cytoplasm; nucleus. NCBI's taxonomy places the organism in Eukaryota, Metazoa, Arthropoda, Insecta, Hemiptera, Pseudococcidae. Gene Ontology annotation, molecular function: ubiquitin protein ligase binding. The record is from RefSeq and is a predicted model, not a curated record. The coding region runs from base 192 to 1337 and encodes 381 amino acids.